Messenger RNA from Daucus carota subsp. sativus, 1473 nucleotides. RefSeq lists its product as uncharacterized. The record is from RefSeq and is a predicted model, not a curated record. The transcript is spliced from 2 exons. The coding region runs from base 169 to 1248 and encodes 359 amino acids. Lineage: Eukaryota; Viridiplantae; Streptophyta; Magnoliopsida; Apiales; Apiaceae.
AAAAUCUAAGCGAACCCAACCACCUAUUAACCGCCUCAUUUAUACCUCUUCACACUCUGCCCUAUAUUCAUAUUCUUUUCUUGCUAGCAUGCUCUAUUCUUGUCCACGUUUAUAAGCCUAGUUAAUCUCUCUCUCUCUCUACCCCCUAAUUUCACAACUAUACAAAUCAUGGACUUAGAUUUUGUGGGAUUAGAGGACUGGGAGCUUCUUCCCUCCUCAGAUUCUAAUCCUGUUGAAGAUAUUAAGGGGUUUCAAGUGAUAGACAAUGAUUCUGGAGUGUUGAUUAGGCCUGAUUAUUUUGAUUCAAGGAGUGAGUAUUUGAAGAGUAAUCAAGAAAGUUCUGGGGCUCAGUCCCUGAAGAGAGUAGGCGAUGAAGAGAGUGGAAUUGGAGUGGGUUUUGAUGGGGUUGAAGAAAUUGAUUUGGGUGGUGCUGAAAAUGAAAGAAUUGAGGUGGGAUUUGUUGAAAAGAGUGAACUUGAAGUGGGUUUUGAUUGGGUUGGAGAAACUGUAUCUAGGGAUUUGGGUGGUGUUGAAAGUGAAAAAUAUGAUCUGGGUUUGAUGAAAAAGAGUGAACUUGAAGUGGGUUUUGAUGGGGUUGGAGAGACUGCGGUUAGGGAAUUGGGUUUUGCUGAAAAUGAAAAAAAUGAACUUCAACAGGGUGAAAUGGGUGAAGAAGUUGUAGGUAGGGAUUUAGGAGUUGAUGAGAGUGAGAAAACUGAAGUGGGAUUGGUUGGAGGUGUUGAUGAGAGUGAGAAUUCAGGUAUUCUUUUGUCUGAUUUCAUUGGAGUUGAGGGGAAUUCUGAGAUGAGUGACGGGGCUGACUCGAAUUUCCGAGAUGAGUUGGUUUUGGGAGGGGGUGGUCAAGGUGAUAAGCAUUGUGAUGAUGUGGAUAUUGUUAGAGGGGAAAGGGAAUCAGGUGGAGAAGUGGAGAAGAGAUAUAUGGUUUGGUGGAAGCUUCCAUUUGAGUUUUUGAAAUAUUUUGUGCUUAGGACUAGUCCUGUCUGGACUGUUUCCAUGGCUGCAGCUGUAAUGGGUUUUGUUAUUCUGGGACGUCGUUAUUAUAGUAUGAAGCGGAAGAGCAGGAGUGUGCAGGUGAAGGUUACUAUGGAUGAUAAGAAGAUAUCUCAGUUCAAAAGUCGAGUUGUACGAUUAAACGAGGCAUUCUCAGUAGUGAAGCAUGUCCCCAUAAUUCGACAUUCACUGCCAGCUGCUGGUGUGACACCAUGGCCUGCGAUGACAUUGAGAUGAAGCUGAUUACGGUAUAGGUUGAAGUGUGGAGCAUGUAUCUAAUAUAUAAUAUAAUAUAUAUUUUUUCCGUUUUUCUUUCCUUCCAAAUUUGAGCUUCCUUGGCUUUUGGUUUGUAUUUUUUCUUUUAUUUUCUGAAUUGAACUUCAAUUAGGGAGAGAUUCUGUUUAAAAGUUAAUACUUUGUGUAAACUUAUUAAUAUAAUGUGUUUUUCUACUUGUCUUAUCA